ACGGUCAAUAUCUCGUCAAAGAAAAAAUAAUUGCACAAGGGGAAAAAGGGUGAGAAGCGUUACGAAAACUGCGGAAACAAUAUUCUUGGAGCUGCGACAGGAAAAAUGGACGCGGCCAUAGGGAAGGUUUUCGAUUCCGUCUCAGACUUCUUCUCCCGCGCUGCCUCUGCCUCCUCCGAUGAGUUCCCCUUGUGCGAUACCGACAUCAUCUCCGGGUGUGAGAAAGAACUUGCAGAGGCUCAGAAAGCUCAAGACGAAGGACGUACCAAGGAAUGCAUCAUGCGUCUUUCAUGGGCUCUUGUUCAUUCAAAGAUGCCUGGUGAUAUUCAGCGUGGCGUAGCAAUGCUUGAAGCUUCGGUGGUUAAUGAUUCAAGUGCAAUGAAACUCAGGGAGAAGCUAUAUCUCCUUGCUGUUGGUUACUAUCGAAGCGGUGACUAUUCAAGAAGCCGGGAUUGUAUAGAACGGUGUUUGGAGGUUGAACCGGAGUCAGGACAGGCUCAGACACUAAAAAAGGCUAUAGAGGACCGUAUUGUCAAAGAUGGUGUUAUCGGCAUUGGAAUUGCUAUUACUGCUGUAGGGCUUGUUGCUGGUAUUGCUGCAGCCUUCGUACGCUGAGGCUGAGGAUGAAAGAACCCAUACAUGUAUAUGUUUCCCUGAUCUUCAGUGAGUUUGUUUAGUUUCUUUGUAUCCUUCAAACGAUGUCUUUACUAAGGGGAAAUUAUGUAAAUCCUGUUUUUCUAUGAAAUACUUAAAAAGCUAAACAACAUAACUUGAUUGAGGAAGCAUCAAACAUAAACUUUAUUA
Messenger RNA from Capsella rubella, 804 nucleotides. Its product is annotated as mitochondrial fission 1 protein B. Gene Ontology annotation, biological process: autophagy of mitochondrion; peroxisome fission; mitochondrial fission. The record is from RefSeq and is a predicted model, not a curated record. Bases 106 to 615 code for a protein of 169 amino acids. Gene Ontology annotation, molecular function: protein binding. Lineage: Eukaryota; Viridiplantae; Streptophyta; Magnoliopsida; Brassicales; Brassicaceae. The transcript has 5 exons. Gene Ontology annotation, cellular component: peroxisomal membrane; mitochondrial outer membrane.